Chiloscyllium plagiosum (whitespotted bambooshark) is the source of this 3272-nucleotide messenger RNA. NCBI's taxonomy places the organism in Eukaryota, Metazoa, Chordata, Chondrichthyes, Orectolobiformes, Hemiscylliidae. The record is from RefSeq and is a predicted model, not a curated record.
CUCCAAUGCAGGAUAACUGAGGGAAUCCAGGAGUAGAUACUUGUAAAGGAAAAGCUGCAGCACCAUUUUAUAAGUGAAGCCAUUUGAAUUGACGACCACAUUGCUAUUAUUUGGUUGAAACUAUAUCUCCUAUACCUAAACUUGAAUUGUGACAGCAGAGGUCACAGAAUGAGUGGACAGCGCGUUGAUGUGAAGGUGGUAAUGCUGGGGAAAGAGUUUGUGGGAAAGACUAGCCUGGUGGAGAGAUAUGUGCAUAAUCGAUUCCUCAAUGGUCCAUAUCAGAAUACAAUCGGAGCUGCCUUUGUGGCCAAGCUCAUCCAUGUUGGUGAAAAGGCCAUCACACUUGGAAUUUGGGACACUGCAGGGUCUGAACGGUAUGAAUCCAUGAGCAGGAUCUACUAUCGUGGAGCCCGAGCGGCUGUUGUUUGCUUUGAUCUGACUGACAGUAGCAGCUAUGCAAGGGCUAGAUUCUGGGUGAAUGAAGUCCGCAACUGUGAAGAGCACUGUAAAAUUUAUUUGUGUGGAACCAAAAGUGAUCUUGUCCAGAAUGACCGCAGCGCACGGGGAGUUGAUUACCAUGAUGUUCAAGAUUACACAGACGAGAUCAAAGCCAAGCUGUUUGAAACCUCCAGUAAAACUGGCCAGAAUGUUGAUGAACUGUUUCAAAUAGUAGCAGAAGAUUAUGUGAAUGUAACAGCCUUCCAGGUGAUGACAGAAGAUGAAGCAGCUGUGAACCUGGCUGAGAAGAAGAAAUCCACCUACUUAUUUAGUUGUUGUCACCAAUAGCAUCUGAUUUGCAACAACCCAUUUGCCAAUGUUUUGAGGGGGAAUUCUACAUGGAUUCACUGGACUGAGACUCCUUAUUUAUAAAACUAUUCCAAUAUCAUGGUCUGAGAUUUGAGGCUGGAUCCAUUGUAAUGUGACUAGUGGGAAUUGCGGUGUCCAAUUAAUAGUCUGACUCUUGAACUGAAGUGACCUUUCUUGGAGUACCAUGAUCAGCACAUCUCUGAACUUGGUGCGGAGGUUGUCUCUGGGCAGUCCUCUUUGGCUUUUUAUAUUUUUGAACUUUACCAAGAUUUUGUGCACAAUCAACCAUUUUUGCCUCUUCUGGUUGUGAUUUAAUGGUUCGUGUUGCCUAUUGAAAGAGGUGGCAGAUCUCAGGAGUGUUCGCUGCACCAAGCAAAGUGACUUACAUCUUUUCUGCUACAUCCACGGCACCCAGGAUUCUGCUUUCCACAUUGUGACUGUAGCUUUUGUGCAGAAUUUUUAAUGUGUGCAUUACAUUUGGAAGUUUCUUUUAGCACUGCAGCUCAGCUGUUUCACAUUGAACACUAUUGUUCCAGAAUAACCCAAUUAGUAUGGGAAUUUGACUGCUCUGGUAACAGUCUUGGAAGGACGGCCUCUGAGCAGUUGUUUUCUGUUUUUAUUCAUGUUUUCUUCUAGUGAACGUUUCCAAAAAUUCUCGAAUAGAACUGUAUUUCAGAUUGGACUGCACUGCCUGGAUUCGAAUCUUGCUAGAAAUGAUUAUACACUUGCUGUUUCAGUGGUAUAGUGCUGAUCAAACUCACCAGACACGGUAGAUGGUCAAUGCUGCCUGUUUCAUAGUGAGGGAAGGGGAAGUUACAAACUAGAGAAAUAUGGCAGACAGGAAAUAAGUAUAUUUGACAUGGAGUGUGCAGAUUGCAGUAAAGUUUUUAUGCCAGACACGCAAGGCUUCGUAUACUAUGGAUGGUCUUUAUAUCUCAUCCCAGUACCAUUGGCCAUGCAAGUAUUGGCAGUAAAGAGUAAAACUUUUUUGGUUGGUUAACAUUAAUGACUUCCAAUUGUGAUUGCUAGUGCAGGAUGCAUUACUGUAGACACAGAUUGCACCAUUAACUUCAUCUGAUGAGAUUUAACAUGAGAAAUUAAUCCAAGAAAGCUUGUGGCUUUGCUACUGUAAUCCUUCCAGCACCAAGAAUUGUCAUUUACAUUUCUAUAUUUUUUAUUUUCUCCUUUCUCUUUUUAAUGUUUCACUCAUUCUUCAGUGACAAGGAAAAACAUGCUGUGUUCUGUCUGGUGGAAGGUGCAUGAUCUCAUGUCCAGACAUUUCCCAGUCCCCUCUGGUUUAAACAUAUCUGCUUUAAAAGCUAGCUAUCUGAAAUGUGACACAACUACAGACCUUAAUCUGAAAGUUUUGUUAGUAACAAGUUGUAAUGUGAGUUUGGCUCAGUGUGGUGUACAGUUUCAUGUUGGGGAAUGGAAUAUAUUGAGUUUUUAAAAAAUCAUGUCCACAUUUGCAUUAAUUUGAGUAGGGACUUUUUAAAUUUGGACUCGAGCAAUGUGUGAAAAUAUUUGCAGGUUUAUUUGAACACAGAUGGUACAUCACUGUAAAUUAGCCUGUUGUUAUUUAUGUCACUGAGGUGAGAUUCAGAUUCUGUGACUAAAUCUCCCAUUAGAAUGGUUUGUGACAUUAAAUAGGAGUCUCCACUUCGUUCUUUUAAAUAACUUUAAGUUCCUCAAAUUAUUGAUGUAUUUAAAGGUAUACAUUCAGAGCACUUCAGUUCUUCUAAUGUGUGGAAAUGUCAAAGAUACAAAACAUUAUUUCACAAAGAGCAGGAAUGUUGGUGUGCUGGUGUGAUUUGCUGAAUUAAUUCACAGGGCAGAACACCGUGUCAGUGGCAUUUAUUUUAUCCAUAGUUAAGUUCUAUUGCACUGUAUUGGAAAUACUUCCAGGUUUUUAAAAAUAAAACUUGCAACGCAGGAAUAUUUCCCGAAUUGUUACAAAAUGCCUGCUGUAUUUGCUAGAUUGGCAGGUGGAGAUACUUGCAAGACAGUAAAAUAUUGCUUCACUUUGGGUACAUUUGAUGAAAAGGAAAGCUUCUAUGAUUGAGUUGCUUUAGAAUGUAAGGCAGCAGCUUGAGAUAAUUCAGGAGAUCAUUCCUAUACUUUAAUAUUUUGGUGAUUUAUGGCCUAUACUUUGACUCCCCCCUCAAGCAUGCAAUUGACAGCUACUAUCCCAGCACAGGUGGUAUGAGGCACUGUUUUUCUGAUCAAAGACUUAUUUAUUUUGCAUGUACAGAUGAUUUUAUUACAUGCUGGAAAUCCAACACUUGGUGCUGUGGAGUCGGUGUAUCUUGUAAGGCACUGGUCCUCUGUAAAUAUAGCUGGUUAACUAUUAUAUCAGUUGUAGACACUAGCAUCUCUAUUCGUUAUUUGGAUCUUGUGUUGAAACGUUUGUUAUAAAGUCAAUCUUUUAAAUGUAAAAAUAUUAAAUGCACAAAGCUUUAACAUCA